ACGAAGAUUAUUAAGCGAUUAGAAGCAUUCACGGCUAUUCGCCGAAAUAUCAGAAAUAAACAUAAACCACCCGGCAAGUGAUAAGGAUUGCGAAUAUGCAACUAUAUAAGAACUGGUCCAGGUCUUCACAGACCAUAAAGAAAGCGAAAGUGAAAGAGAAAUGCAGUUCAACGAGAGGAUCAUUAUUAUAGUCAUGGGCAUAUUCUGCUCGCUCAGCGAGUUGGAGGGCCAUGGCAUGAUGUUGAAUCCUGCAGGGAGGUCUUCACGUUGGCGUUACGAUUCGUCGGGGCCAACGAAUUACGAUGAUAAUGCUUUAUAUUGCGGUGGCUUAUCGAAACAAAUCGAAAAUGGUGGAAAAUGUGGACUUUGUGGAGAUGAUUGGAGCUUGGAUCAGCCGCGCCCCAAUGAGCUGGGCGGAAAAUAUGGCAGUGGAGUGAUCGUGAAGAGCUACGCCGGCGUAACCGAGGCAGAAAUUAGUGUUAAGAUUACGACAAAUCAUCUGGGCUAUUUCCGGUUCCACAUCUGCAAUAUAGAUGAAAACGGCAGCGAGUCGGAAAAUUGCUUUAACCAGUAUCCCCUGAAUUUUAUCGACGACAGCCGGAAAUACAACAUCAACACAACCACCGGCGAUAUCCCAGUAACCGUGAAACUUCCCAGUGACCUCAACUGCAAACACUGCGUUUUGCGCUGGACCUAUACGGCGGGAAAUAAUUGGGGCAAGUGUGAGGAUGGAACCGAGGCCAUGGGAUGUGGUGACCAGGAAACCUUUAUAAGCUGCUCCGAUAUCAGUGUACUGUCCUCAGCGAGAAGUAUCAUUCAGGAGCUGCCAGUUGAAGUGGAGGAAUCAUCUGCAUCUUGCAUCAUCUGCAACAUCUUCGAAGAUCUCAAUCAAUUUAUACAUCUCUUCAAAUCACCAUAG
Molecule: messenger RNA, 919 nt
Organism: Drosophila subpulchrella
Lineage: Eukaryota; Metazoa; Arthropoda; Insecta; Diptera; Drosophilidae
Exons: 2
Coding region: 161-919 (252 amino acids)
Source: RefSeq, a predicted model, not a curated record